CAUGUCUAAGGGGUACAAUUUCAUAUGUUUGGCAAUCACAUUGCUGCAAAGUAAAUGGUGUGUAAGAUUUGAGGGUUUGACGCCUAUCUACAAUUCCGCCGCAAGAGGAAGCGAUGCAUUAUGGCUUAGCUGGGAUACACGACUGAAACUGUGAGCGAGAGAAACUGCUUUUACAGUUAUUGCACAGCGUCCUCUACAAACAAUCUUUCUGAAUUGACUUGCUGCCAUGCCAGUGCACCGUGACCGGGAGAAGAAGGAGAGCACUGCAGAGGAGAUGGAGGUGGAAGAGCAGGAGCAUGAGGCAACCACCUCGGAGGAAGAGGACUCAGACACCUCCUCUGUCUCUGAGGAUGGAGACACUUCUGAAAUGGAUGAGGAGGAUUGCGAGCGAAGGAGAAUGGAGUGCCUUGAUGAAAUGUCCAACCUUGAGAAACAAUUCACAGAUCUCAAAGACCAGCUGUAUCGUGAGCGUCUCAGUCAGGUGAACAGCAAGCUGGAAGAGGUGGAGGCUGGCCGGGCGGCUGAAUAUCUGGAGCCUUUGGCAGUUCUGCUGGAAAACAUGCAGGUCCGCACAAAGGUGGCAGGUAUCUACAGGGAGCUGUGUUUGGAGUCUGUGAAGAACAAGUAUGAGUGUGAGACACAGGCAGCAUGCCAACACUGGGAGAGUGAGAAGCUGCUGCUGUUCGACACAGUACAGAGUGAGCUGGAGGAGAAAAUCAGACGCCUGGAAGAGGACAGACACAGCAUUGAUAUUACAUCAGAGUUGUGGAAUGACGAGUUAUCAGGAAGGAAGAAGAGGAGAGAUGCGUUGAGUCCAGAUAAGAAGAGGAGACGACCUUCAGUGGUGUCUGGUCCAUAUAUAGUUUACAUGCUGCCUGACCUCGACAUCCUGGAGGACUGGACUUCAAUCAGAAAGGCCGUGGCUACGUUGGGUCCACACAGAGGGAAGGUGGACACUGACAGCCCUGUGUUCCCCUUCAGAUCGGACAGAAACAGAUCCAUUCUCAACUGCUGAGGAACACAUGCAUACACAAACAUACACACUAACACACACAGACAGAAUUUAAGAAGCAGACAUAUGAGGACCUCAAACACACACACACACAUUAAACACAAACAUGCGUGACAUAAAUGGUUGCAUUCACUUCUGCAGGUAUCAAAAAUGCACACAGCUGAACAUUUCUCUCGAUCUUCCUACAAUGCACUGCAUCCCUCUGCUAACAGAGACACCAGUCGGUAAGCUGCCUCCCGUGCCAACAGGAAAUAAGAACUCCAGGUCUGAUUCCCUGAAGAGGACAAACAGGAAUGGAAAAGUUGUUUCCGCCAACAUGUUUGUUCUGUUCCGACUUUACUUUUUUAGUUAUUUUUCACACCCUUUUAAAGAUUUCUAUUAUAACAGAUGAUUACAAGCAAAUUAAGGGUCAAAUUGUAGAAAUGGAAUACAAUACUUACCAUAAAGGAAAAUCUGAGAGACUAUGGAAGCCCGGAAUGGACAUGCAUCCACACAUUUUAUCUACUUUGUUUUUUUAUAUGGUCAUAACCCUAGAGUAAAAGCAAAAAAACAAACAGAAAUAGUCUUAGCAUGCCUCAUGGCAGCAUGGCAUGAUGCGGUCUGGCCUAUCACAGUGAACAGCUGUUUUCUAGAUCCCUAGAAAAUGAUCCUGUUAUUGUGAGUAAAUAAGCUUUGUUAUCUCUUGAUAAUAAAAUAAGGUUGUCCAUUAUAACAGGAAGACCAGCUGUCUUAUUCUGGGAUCACCAGAAAGAUAAGUCCAGAACCUGGAAUUACCUAUCACUUAAAACAGUAGAUAAAAUGUAUGGAUGCACGUCUUCUUAAGGCUUUCCUAAUACCACAAAGUCAAGCUGCAGAAGUUUUUAAAGCCCCUUAUUCCAGUUUUCAUUACAUUUCAUUUAUUAUUUAAAUAAUCACGUUCUCCAGAUGAGUAUUUUCAGUGUGUAAGAGCCACUGAUGCAACACUGAAGCAUCAGUAAAACACAAAGAGCCCCUUUAAAGUAAUAACUGAACAGGUAUUACUCUUAUAUUCUCUUAAAUCAUCUACCUCUUCUCUCCGUCGCCCACUCUUUAAAAUGAAACACCGUCUGCAUUAUGAGCGUCCUGCUAAGAGUUCACUUCUUCCUCUCAGAGUGUUACUGGUUUGUAUGACUGUUUUUUGUAAGGACUUUUGAAAAGCUUGCUGUGAUUACAACUAAUUUUACAGACAGUGAAACCAUGUUUUAUGUUUUUUAUCCCAACAUUGAAUCUUCAAAAGCUCAACCCAGUGUUUGUAAAAGAUGAUGAACAAAGCUGUCGUUUCAUAGGAGAGAUUUUAUAAACAGAGGUUCUUGAAGAUAAAGAUGGAGGGAGUGCAUCAUUUUCAAAUCAAUAUUUUUGAAGGUUUAUUUUGUAUACUGUGUCAGGUACAUUUGUGUCCUUCUUGUGGAUAAUGUUUUUUACAAUUAAAAGUUGUGUUACGAACA
Messenger RNA from Notolabrus celidotus (New Zealand spotty), 2475 nucleotides. RefSeq names its product BRMS1 like transcriptional repressor a (gene brms1la). Gene Ontology annotation, cellular component: Sin3-type complex. Gene Ontology annotation, molecular function: histone deacetylase binding. Gene Ontology annotation, biological process: negative regulation of transcription by RNA polymerase II. The coding region runs from base 227 to 1015 and encodes 262 amino acids. The record is from RefSeq and is a predicted model, not a curated record. The transcript has 10 exons. NCBI's taxonomy places the organism in Eukaryota, Metazoa, Chordata, Actinopteri, Labriformes, Labridae.